This is a messenger RNA of Scomber japonicus (chub mackerel), 1300 nucleotides long. Its product is annotated as zinc finger protein 239-like. The record is from RefSeq and is a predicted model, not a curated record. Lineage: Eukaryota; Metazoa; Chordata; Actinopteri; Scombriformes; Scombridae. Gene Ontology annotation, biological process: regulation of transcription by RNA polymerase II. The coding region runs from base 275 to 1258 and encodes 327 amino acids. Gene Ontology annotation, molecular function: DNA-binding transcription factor activity; RNA polymerase II cis-regulatory region sequence-specific DNA binding. The transcript is spliced from 3 exons.
CGGUCAGCGCAGACUGCUCGAUAUCGUUUGGAAACCUGAAAUAAAGCUACACAGAAUAGAGCUCCCACACCAGCAUGUCUGUGAGGAGGAGGAGGUUCUCACUGACCAUCAGCUCUGUGACCAGGAGAGGAACUCAAGUCUGGACCAAGAGGAACCAGAGCCUCCACAGAUUAAAGAGGAACAAAAGGAACCAGAACCUUCAGACAUUAAAGAGGAGCUCUGCACCAAUCUUGAGAUAGAACAGCCGGUACUGAAGGAGGAGACAGAAACCUUGAUGUUGACUCCUACUUGUGAAGAAAGUGAAGAUCAGACUCUGGACUUGAGUCCUGAUAAAACUCAGAUUGACAAGUCUACCACUUUAAAGAUUCACAAUAAUACUUUGACAGAGAAACCGUGUUUUGAAUGUGACACUUGUGGGAAAUCCUUUGUGGUCAAGGCCAGUUUGUGCAGACAUCGCAGAGUCCAUACAGGUGAAAAGCCGUAUCCAUGUAACACUUGUGAGAAAAAAUUAUCUACACUGAACGCAUUAAAAUUGCACAUGAGACUCCACACAGGUGAGAAGCCGUACCCAUGUGACAUUUGUGAGAAAAGAUUCUCUCAGCUGAGCGCAUUAAAAUUGCACAUGAGACUCCAUGCAGGUGAGAAGCCGUACAAAUGCAAUACUUGUGGGAAAUCAUUUGUGCUCAAGUCCAUUUUGUGCAGACAUCUCAGAGUCCAUGCUGGUGAAAAGCCAUAUACAUGUAACACCUGUGGGAAAAUAUUCUCUAAUAUAAGCAACUUAAAAGUGCACAUGAGAACACACACAGGUGAGAGGCCGUACCCAUGUAACACCUGUGAGAAAAGAUUCUCUCAGCUGUGCACAUUAAAAGUGCACAUGAGAGUCCAUACAGGUGAGAAGCCGUACCCAUGUGAUACCUGUGAGAAAAGAUUCACUACGGUGAGCGCAUUAAAAGUGCACAUGACUCUCCAUACAGGUGAGAAGCUGUAUCCAUGUAACACUUGUGAGAAAACAUUCUCUACGCCGAGCGCAUUAAAAGUGCACAUGAGAAGACACACAGGUGAGAAGCCGUACCCAUGUGAUACCUGUGGGAAAAGAUUCUCUGAGAGGGGCAGUUUAAAAAGACACAUGACUCUCCAUACAGGUGAGAAGCUGUACAAUUGCAAAACUUGUGGGGAAAAGUUCAGAUUUGUUACCAGUUUGAAUAGACACAUUACAACACACACAGUGGGAAAAGAUUCUUUAUCUAAGUUUUCUUAAGUUUUGUAAUAUUGUAACUUUCACCAUCAACGUCCAGAGAAA